AUGAAGCCCUUAAUUAUAUUCUCUCUCUUUUUCUCUUUGCUCUUUCAGGUAUAUGUUACAGCAGACCACAGAUUUAACACGUUGGCUGAAUUAGUUCACCACCAUUCUAUUCAUGCAGAUGGUUUAGUUACUACACUCUUAUAUCCGGCACCAAAACGAAACAAACCAACAGUAUUUGGUUUCAGUCCGGAACCAGACAAGUGGGAAGUGGAGAGGACGGAGAUUGCUAUGAAGCAUCGACUAGGUGGAGGACAAUAUGGAGACGUUUAUGAAGCUGUAUGGAAGACAUACAAUAAAACAGUAGCUGUGAAAACUCUCAAGGAAGAUACCAUGGCUUUAAAAGACUUUCUUGAAGAAGCUGCCAUCAUGAAAGAAAUGAAACAUCCAAAUUUAGUCCAAUUAUUAGGUGUGUGUACGAGGGAACCACCGUUUUAUAUCAUUACUGAAUUUAUGACCCAUGGCAACUUACUAGACUAUCUACGAGGUAGUAACAGGGAAGAUAUUGGACCAACAGUUCUUAUGUAUAUGGCGACACAAAUUUCGUCAGGAAUGGCAUAUCUAGAAGCCAAAAACUAUAUCCAUCGGGAUCUGGCUGCCCGGAACUGUUUGGUCGGAGAAAAUCACCUGGUGAAAGUGGCUGACUUUGGCCUUGCUCGUCUCAUGAAAGAUGAUACCUACACAGCCCAUGCUGGAGCUAAGUUUCCUAUCAAAUGGACAGCUCCAGAGGGUUUAGCAUAUAAUAAAUUUUCUACAAAAUCUGACGUUUGGGCAUUUGGUGUGUUGUUAUGGGAGCUGGCUACCUAUGGCAUGUCCCCUUACCCUGGUGCUGAUCUCACUGAAGUCUAUCACUUACUGGAACGUGGUUACCGUAUGGAACGGCCAGCAGGAUGUCCACUUAAUGUCCACUUGCUUAUGCUGAAAUGCUGGCAGUGGGAAGCCAAAGAAAGGCCUACAUUUAAAGACAUCCACAAUGCUUUAGAAAAUAUGUUUGAAAAAUCCAGUAUUAGUGAAGAGGUUGAAAAAGAAUUAGAAAGUGAAAAGCGCCGAACUCCUGGAUUGCCUUCUAAAAAAGCACGUGCUCAAAGUCUUGAUAGUUGUGAACAUCUAGGAGUUGAAAGUCGAACUAAUACAGGUGCUACCCCUCCAGCUGGUCGACGUGUUCUUCCACCCCUUGAUGACUGUGACAAACGGCAGAUGGAGAUACUACAAAGGAAGUCAUCAAGGAAAAAGAGCCCUGCACCAGUUCCUCCUCAGCGAACAACUUCAUUUCGCGGUCCACCUGUGGAUACUGCGUCAGAAAUGGAGUUUGAGCUGAAGAACAAAAUCAAACAGCAAAAGGCCAAAAUUGAGGCCUCAACCCUUCACGAAGACUCAACUGAGCCUCAGGUCACCUUAGAACUGAGCCAUCCAGAUAAUUAUAUUGGCAACAAUAGGUUUACCAAAACUAAACAUUUGUCAUUGAAGGGUAGCUCACCGAAAUCCUUCCGACGCCAUGACAAUGAUAAGUACCAGGGAAGCAAGGAUGCCGACGAUAACUUUCCUCGCCAAAUGACGGAAAGUUUCAAAGGUUCCCAUAUCGAUAAAUCAAAAUACAUAAUCUCAGAUUUAGGAAAUAAAAACCCCAGACCACCACCUGGACAUCUAAACCAUGUGAUUCCAGCAGAAAUCCGACCCGAGCGUCCCAAGAUUGACAAAGAGACGAGCACUAGCGAAGAAAGCAUGGAAGCUGCAGCGGGACAUGGUGGUGUUUACCCAAAGGUUGCCCUUUCUCUACCCCAUAGGUCGUCCAGUUUUAAGAAGGGCAAGCCACUGACAGAUAAUCAAGACUCUGAAGAAACUGUGGAUCAAGAAAAUUUUGUCAAUGUCGGCAAAUUAGAUGCGGAUAAUGUGAAGACAAUUAGCCGUUACGGGACUAUUCCAAAGGGGGUGAGGAUUGGAGCAUAUUUUAGGUCAAUGGAAGAUGAACCAAACCAUACUGACCAACGUGAAUCUAGCAUUGAUGAUGUUGAUUCUGGUACUGAUACGGCCAGUGUGACUUCCUGUCCCCCAUUACCGCCGACUGCUGACACACCCGGAGAUAGUGGUAAAGAUGAAGAAAGCAACAAUAUUGGUAUUAAACAGGAGCAUAAUUUAAAGCCUUCUGCAGUUGUUAAAUCACAGUCUUCUCAAAUGCUUGUUGAUAACCCAAAAUCUUCAUUUACAGGAUUACUUCAGCGUCAAAAAUCUGACCUAACCCAUGGUAAAGUACAAGGAAGCAAACCCGACUAUUCUCCUUCAAAACCUGACAAUGGAAUGCUUUCAAGUAUUUCUCCUGGAGGAUCAAAAUCUGAUGAUAUAUCAGAAUUAAGCAAGUCAAGAAUAAGCCCUCGAUUUUCUCAUGUGUUUGAAGAUAAUAAGAAAGAAGAGUUAAAAGAAAACAAAAAGUUCCAGCAUAAACCUUUAAAGUCUCCUGAUGAAGGUACAUCUGAACUACGCAGCUUCCAUAAAGUAGGCCAACCAUUUCCCUCAAGGCCCCCCGGUUUGGCCCACGUUAAUGACUCUAGUCCUACGAGUACUGAAUCAACAUUAGUGAGCAGUCCUGACUCUGUUGUGGAGAGAUCCAAAAAUGAUAUCCGUUCACCUCCUCCCAGACCACCCAUCCGUGCACGAGUGUCGUUAGCUGAUACUGAUGAUGGCAGUAGGCUAUCAAAAGAAGUCAACGACAACAAUGUACCACCUGCUGUCUUGUCCAAAAUGGCCUCCAAAGUGAAGCUACCGUCUCUGCCCCCCAGCAGUGAGGCAGCAUCCCUGAAACCCACCGGGCGAGAUAUAGACAGAUCCAAAUCAGAUCAGUCCACUGAUCGGUUUAGCUCUAAUUCUGACUUUACUGCCGGGCACUUGACACCUGGCAUUGCUCACAAACCUCCACCAGGUAACCAGAGAGAUGAGCCUCCACCUAAAACUCUGUUUUCUAACUUCCGAUCAGCCGCUCUGAGUCACCGCCACAUUGAUAACGAUACGUCCGACAGCAAAAAUUCACAAAACAAUCAAUCUGUUGAUGAUAACUCCAAAUCUGAAACACCUGUCACGAAGGAUUCAAUCAUAGAGGCAUCGAGCCGACUCGGAGGUCGCAUUGAUUCCUUGGCAACAAGUAGCUCAAAGAGCUCGGGUGAGUUCAUGGACUUAUCGAAACAGGUGCAAACAUAUCACGAAAUGUGUUCCCAGUUCAUUGAUUCCUUACCACCUCACAGCAAGUUCCAGGGACGAGAAUUGUUGAAUCGGCUGCAUCUGGAGUUACAAAAGUUGAAGACGUUGUCAGGAAGCUGUUUGACCAGCAGCAGCUCCAGCUUGUUGAAUGAAAUUCAGUCGACAAAUAAAGAAAUCCUGCAAGUCAUUCAGCGAUGAGCAGCAAACUAGAAAACAGAGAAUUUGGGUUAUGGUUACAAGACAGAAGAACAGACAGCAGAUGGAUGGACUCGCUGAAAAAUUGCUUUUUUUUCCUAUUCUCACCCCAUCAACAUAUACAUCUGUGAAUGAACAGACACACACAAAUACAUACAUACAUAUAUAUAUAUAUUUACAUAUGUACACGCGCUUUCACACUCAUGCACAUACACACAAUCGUACAUUCACCUACAAAUGCGUACUUUGUCAUAUUUUUAUCUUUUCGCUCACUUUCUCUCACUGUCUCUCUUUUUCCCUUUCACUUCUUCUUCUUCUUUCUCUAUCUUUCUUCUCCCCCCCCCCCACUCACUUCAAGGCAGCCCCUUUCAGCCUGAUCUGUAAUCUUCAUUUGCUGCGUUAAGUAUUUUCAUUUCUGUUGUGCACAACAGAUCAUUAGCAUAUGACAUUUUGCAUGGACAGUUGGUUGCAGCUGUCCUGCCCAAGUCAAACACAGACGUUGAUCUGCUGGUUCUGUUGAAUAUAUUCCACACCCACUCACUUCUCAUUCUCUCUUUCUUCUCUCUCGCUCUCUUUCUUCACAUAUAUAUAUAUACAUACAUACAUACAUAUAUAUAUAUAUAUGAAGGACUGGAGUCUUGUUUUCCUGCUGUUCCUGGCGUUGUUGUUCAGCUGCACACAGCAACCUUACAGAAGUUUGUGCUAACAUUCACAGGAUGUUUGCAUUGUCUGCAAGGAACGGGGAGCAAGAGUUCCUUCUAGCCGAACAUUAUAAAUUGCAAAACUUUCCUCGUUUGUUGCUAUGCAACUCGCGAAAUCUAUGUUUGACCAAUGGUGAGCAGCUUGUGGACGACUGAACUACCUUUGACUUUUGACCUAGCUGUGCAUUUACCAAUGAGCGAUCCCUCUCUUUCUCCCUUCUCUUUCUUUGUUGCUGUCUCUUUCUCUCUGCCUGUCUGACACUCCUCUUCCUCCUUCUCUCUCAACUUUCUGAUGUAAAUUCUAAGAAGUACUUAACUCCUCCCUUUCAAUUCUAAAUAUCUUUCCCUCUUUUUUUUUUUCCUUCCUUCCUUCCUUCCUUCCUAUGGGGGUUUCAUUCCUCUGCACCAAUGUUGACUUGACUAAGCUUUUUCGCUGUGUUACAAAGGUUGCCCUAUCUGUUGGUUUUGCAUGUAUGUAAGUGCAUUUAUGUGCAUGUGUGUGUGUGUGUGUGUAUGUGGAUGUGCAUGUGCGUAAAUGACAUGCAACCGAAGUAUAGGAUUCUGCAGUUAACAAUCAGGAAGCUGAGUAUUUCUGCAUUAAUGUUACACCGUGCAACUAUCAAUAAUUAAAUAUAAUUUAUAAUAUCUGGAAAAAGAAACGAAAAAAAAAAAUAGAAUGUGAAAAAAAAAAAAUAUAAAAUUGGCAGAAAGCACCACCAUCAAAAAUAAUAA
This is a messenger RNA of Octopus sinensis (East Asian common octopus), 4814 nucleotides long. Its product is annotated as tyrosine-protein kinase Abl. NCBI's taxonomy places the organism in Eukaryota, Metazoa, Mollusca, Cephalopoda, Octopoda, Octopodidae. Bases 1 to 3384 code for a protein of 1127 amino acids. The record is from RefSeq and is a predicted model, not a curated record. Gene Ontology annotation, biological process: protein phosphorylation. Gene Ontology annotation, molecular function: non-membrane spanning protein tyrosine kinase activity; ATP binding. The transcript is spliced from 9 exons.